AUGAGCUUUCUUUAUGGUGUUCCACUGAGGAGCAUUACAACUGGAACGAGAAGAGUUACUGCGAAGACAACAAUCGGUUCUUUAGGGUAUGCUGCCACCAUGUUAUACAACUCUGGUAAGGUCAGUAACAAUAAUACAUCAUUAAGAGCUCGUGUUCUAUCAGCAGGGUUUUCUACAUCUUCUAUAUGGUAUCAUGGGCAUCUUAAGACGCCCAAACCAGGUGAGGAGUUGAAAAUUACAUUCAUAUUGAAAGAUGGUAAGCAGACAACAUAUGACACGUCAGAAGGUGAUUCUAUAUUGGAUAUUGCAGAAGCUCAUAAUUUAGACAUGGAAGGUGCAUGUGGAGGGUCAUGCGCUUGCUCUACUUGUCAUGUCAUAGUUGAUCCAGAUUAUUACGAUGCAAUUCCAGAACCUAAUGACGACGAAAAUGAUAUGUUGGAUUUAGCUUACGGCUUGACGGAAACUUCAAGACUGGGGUGUCAAGUUAAAAUGUCUAAGGAUAUAGAUGGAAUAAGAGUAGCAUUACCUGCAUUGACAAGGAAUGUCAGUUUGAAAGAUUACAAAUGA
Molecule: messenger RNA, 567 nt
Organism: Tetrapisispora phaffii CBS 4417
Lineage: Eukaryota; Fungi; Ascomycota; Saccharomycetes; Saccharomycetales; Saccharomycetaceae
Gene: YAH1
Product: adrenodoxin
Exons: 1
Coding region: 1-567 (188 amino acids)
Biological process (GO): P450-containing electron transport chain; positive regulation of oxidoreductase activity
Cellular component (GO): mitochondrion
Molecular function (GO): 2 iron, 2 sulfur cluster binding
Source: RefSeq, a predicted model, not a curated record